AUGGCUCACGGCACUGGCAGCAUCAACAGUGACUACAAGGAUUGGGAGUGGAGCGACGAUGCUGGCGAACGGGCCAGGCUCCUGCAGAGUCCUAGUGUGGAGACGGUGCCCAAAAAUUCAGAGAGCCAAGGAAACAGUCUGGGGACCACAUCAGCUCUGGGAGCUGUCUUCAUUGUGGUCAAUGCUGCCCUCGGGGCUGGGCUGCUCAACUUCCCUGCUGCCUUCAGCAUGGCUGGCGGCGUGGCUGCAGGCAUUGCUCUGCAGAUGUGCAUGCUGAUCUUCAUCAUUGGAGGCUUGGUCAUCCUGGGGUACUGCUCACAGGCCAGCAAUGAGCGCACCUACCAGGAGGUUGUAUGGGCUGUCUGUGGGAAGGUGCCUGGUGUGCUGUGCGAGGUGGCCAUUGCUGUCUACACCUUUGGCACCUGCAUCGCCUUCCUCAUCAUCAUUGGAGACCAGGAGGACAAGAUCAUUGCUGCUCUGGUGAAGGAGCCUGAGGAAGUUGGGAGCAGCUGCUGGUACACGGACCGCAAGUUCACCAUCAGCAUCACCGCCUUCCUCCUCAUCCUUCCCCUCUCCAUCCCCAAAGAGAUUGGCUUCCAAAAAUAUGCCAGCUCCCUCAGUGUGAUUGGCACAUGGUAUGUCACAGCAGUCAUUAUCAUCAAGUACAUCUGGCCUGACAAGGAGCUGGUGCCCGUGGAGAUCCCCACCAGCCCCUCCACCUGGACAGCUGUCUUCAAUGCCAUGCCCACCAUCUGCUUUGGAUUCCAGUGCCAUGUGAGCAGCGUGCCCGUCUUCAACAGCAUGAAGCAGCCAGAGGUGAAGACUUGGGGGGCAGUGGUGACAACAGCCAUGGUGAUUGCUCUCUUCGUCUACACAGGCACUGGCAUCUGUGGCUUCCUAACCUUUGGAGCUGGUGUGGAGCAGGAUGUCUUGAUGUCCUACCCCUCUAAUGACAUCCCUGUUGCCCUCGCCCGGGCUUUCAUCAUCCUCUGUGUGCUGACAUCCUACCCCAUUCUGCACUUCUGUGGUCGGGCUGUCUUGGAGGGUCUCUGGCUCCGCUAUACUGGGAUAACAGUGGAGGAGGACGUGGUCCGGGAACGGAGGAGACGCCUGCUUCAGACCAUCAGCUGGUUCCUCCUGACACUCCUCCUGGCUCUUUUCAUCCCUGAUAUUGGCAAAGUCAUCUCCGUCAUUGGGGGCUUGGCUGCCUGCUUCAUCUUUGUCUUCCCAGGGCUCUGCCUGAUUCAAGCCAAGCUCUCCGAGAUCCAGGAAACCAGGGCAAUCAGCUGGUGGGCCCAGGUCAGCUAUGGGGUGUUCAUGGUCACUCUUGGAGCCUUCAUCUUUGGACAGACCACUGCCAAUGCUAUCUUUGUGGAUCUUACAGCCUGA
Molecule: messenger RNA, 1389 nt
Organism: Cinclus cinclus
Lineage: Eukaryota; Metazoa; Chordata; Aves; Passeriformes; Cinclidae
Gene: SLC38A7
Product: solute carrier family 38 member 7
Exons: 10
Coding region: 1-1389 (462 amino acids)
Biological process (GO): amino acid transmembrane transport
Molecular function (GO): L-histidine transmembrane transporter activity; L-asparagine transmembrane transporter activity; L-methionine transmembrane transporter activity
Source: RefSeq, a predicted model, not a curated record